This is a messenger RNA of Diaporthe batatas, 2808 nucleotides long. RefSeq names its product tRNA(Thr) (cytosine(32)-N(3))-methyltransferase. The record is from RefSeq and is a predicted model, not a curated record. The transcript is spliced from 2 exons. Gene Ontology annotation, molecular function: tRNA (cytidine-N3)-methyltransferase activity. The coding region runs from base 155 to 1285 and encodes 376 amino acids. Lineage: Eukaryota; Fungi; Ascomycota; Sordariomycetes; Diaporthales; Diaporthaceae.
GAAAAUUUCAAUAUCACCUUCGUCUGUUCCUCACACCUCCCACGUCCACAGCAGCAAGACUUGUGCUCUUGCAACACCAUGCUGUGUCGCUCCCACACCCGGUCAGACCGUCUUCGAUAACACCCGAGGACUGAGCAGGUCCCUCGCAGCAGCUAUGGCCGCAGCACCGGAGGUCGCAGCCCAGGCGGCUCCUCCCACCCCGUCAGAGCCUCAGGUUAGGGCUGCUGAUGGGCACGAGGAGCUUGCCGAGGGCGUGUUGGCUCUCACGGUCGGCGGCGACGGCGGCGGCGACGCAGCCCUCCCACCACACCGAUCCCACAACCCCCAAUUCAACCAGAAGCGCUCCGACCCCUUCCAGUUCGGGUCUCGCUUCCUCGAAGAGGGCGACGACCCCUUCGAGUUCAACGCCUGGGACCACGUGGAGACUGACGACGCGUUCAAGGAGUUUGCUGAGCAGCAGUACGAGCUGCAGCGUCAGUCUCCCGUGUCCGAUUUUGACAAGAAACGCUUCAACUCGGACCCUGCCAAGUGGUGGAACUUGUUCUACAAGAACAACACCUCCAACUUCUUCAAGAACCGCAAGUGGCUGCAGCAGGAGUUCCCCGUGCUUGACAAGGUAACCAAGGAGGACGCCGGCCCCGUCACGCUCUUGGAGAUAGGAGCCGGCGCCGGCAACACCGCCUUCCCAAUCCUGGCCCAGAACAAGAACCCCCAGCUCAAGGUCCACGCCUGUGACUUCUCCAAGAAGGCCGUCGAGGUCAUGCGCAGCCACGAGGGCUAUGACACCCAACACAUGCAGGCCGACGUGUGGGACGUCGCCUCGGAGGAGCUGCCCCCCGGGCUGGAGGAGGGCUCGGUCGACAUCGCGCUCCUCGUCUUCAUCUUCUCUGCAUUGUCCCCGUUGCAGUGGAAGAGGGCCGUCGAGAACGUGCACCGGCUGCUCAAGCCGGGCGGCGAGGUCUGCUUCCGUGACUAUGGGAGAGGAGACCUCGCGCAGGUCCGGUUCAAGAAGGGCCGGUACCUCGAGGAGAACUUCUACAUCCGCGGCGACGGGACGCGCGUGUACUUCUUCGAGAAGGACGAGCUUGCCUCCAUAUGGACCGGCGAGAAGUUCGGGUCCGAGGAGGGCAAAGAGGAGGAGGAGGAAGAGGAGGAGGAGGAGGCCGAGAGGCCACCGCUGUUCGAGGUCAAGAGCCUCGACUUCGACCGCCGCAUGCUUGUCAACCGCGCCCGCCGCCUAAAGAUGUAUAGAUGCUGGCUACAGGGUAGAUUCAUCAAGAAAUAGAUAUAUGUCCUGCCAUGAUUUGUACAAGAUGCUGUCACCACCCGUCAACCACACACACCCACCCCCUCAUCAGAGCUUGCUCUUGCCCCCACCAAGGUAGCUGGUGCCCAGCCUGAGCAUCUUCUCGGCGUCAGCCACCAUCUCCCUCACGAUCUCGCCGGCGGGCUGCACCUUCUGGAUGGCGCCGGCCACCUGGCCCAUGAGGUGCGGCAGGUCGACCUCGUUGCCCUGCUCGAUGUCGUGCUCGAGCGGGACGACGCCGCUGUCGCACAGCUCGCGGAUGCGGUCGGGCCGCGCGUGCCAGGCGCGGAUGUACUCGUUGGUGCGCAUGCGCAGCGGGCGGCCCGAGACGACGAGCGUGCGCUCCGUGUCCUGGAAGCCGCACCCCACGACGGCCUCCUUGUGGUCCCUGCUGCACCCGGCCUCGUCGCUCGCCACGAACCGCGUCCCGACCCACACGGCGGCCGCGCCCUGCAUCAGGCUGCUGGCCAGCCCGCGCCCGUCCGAGAUGCCGCCCGCCGCCACCACGAGCGCGGGGCUGUCCCCGCCCAGCAGCUUCGGCCUGUACCGCGCCGCGACGUCCGCCACGGCCGGGAUGAGCACGCUGUUGGCGAUGUCCCCCGUGUGCCCGCCGCCCUCGCCGCCCUGCGCGCACACCAUGUCCACGCCGAGGUCGAGGGCCUUGGCCGCGUGCUUGGGGUGGCCGACCAUGUUCAUCACGUAGAUGCCCGCGGCGUGCAGCCUGUCGAUGACGUGCCUGGGCGGCACGCCGACGGCGCUGACAAACAGGCGCGCGCCGGACUCGAUGGUGAUGUCGACCAGCUCGUCCAGCUUGCCGCCCGUGUAGUCGUGGUUGGUCUUGCGGGCGUUGCCGCCCAGCUGCGGCAGGGCCAGGUCCACGCCGAAGGGGAGGUCCGGCCGCGUGAAGUGCGCCUUCAUCUCGGCGAUGAUGUCGCGCAGCUGCUGCGGCGUGUACAUGAAGCCGCCUAUCACGCCCAGCCCGCCCGCGUUGGACACGGCGGCGGCGAGGCGGCCGCCCGACACGCGCGCCAUCCCCGCCAGGAUCACCGGGUGCUGGAUCCCCAGCAGGGUCGUUAUUGGUGUGGUUAUUGGUCCCGUUGGCGCCAUUGUGAGUGAGUGGCUGGGUGGGCUGGUGAUCGUGAUAUUCAGACCAAGAGUAAACUCCGUCUUGUUAACCACCUCUCGGUCUUGUGUGUCGAGAUCGUGUUGCUGACUUGGGUCCUUGUGAGAGGCGGCUCUCAAAAAACUUCACACAGGUGCCCUUCGGUGUUCAUAUGGACCAGACCGAUAUCCACCUCGAUAGGACAGCAGGGCUCGCCCAUCGUUCUUAUAGAGGUUGCCAGCUCAGGUGGCAUUUAAGAUGCAUCCUUUUGCCCCUUCUGUCCAACACCCACCCCCCUGUAAACGGCUAUAUGGGUUUCUCGAGGAAUGCGGAGCUGCCGAGGCAUCUUUGGGGUCGCACCCCGCCUUCUCGAAGCCCGGGGUAGCUUUUUUACCGUCAC